GACAGACAAGACAGCAGCUCAGCUCAGAGUCACUGCUGCCAACACAGAGGCAGACAUGGUGUCAAUCAAAGCCACAGUGGCGGUGCUCACACUCCUCUCCGCUUGUCUGCCGGCAUAUGCAUAUACAGGACAUUAUGGAUGUUGCCAAAAUUACAUGACAACCAAAAUACCAUUUAUGAGAAUCAAGGGGUACUCGGUCCAGACUGUCACAGAAAUGUGUCAUAUCAAUGCCAUCAUUUUCCACACAAAGAAGGGUAAAGCAUGCAUGAAUCCUGCUCUCAACUGGGUGAUGGAUUUUGUCAACCGUUUAAGGAAUAAAGCACAAAUGGUUCACAACAAGACGUCAAAAGUGCAGAAGUAGUUAUUCUGCUUGUUAAAGAGGGAUAUGGAGCCCAAACUGUUCCACUUAUAAAUAAUGUUCCACAGGUUUGUUAUUCUGUGAACUCCUGGUUGAAGCUAGUAUAAUAACACUGCUGAUAAUUAAAAAGAAAAAUUCAAUA
Cyclopterus lumpus (lumpfish) is the source of this 500-nucleotide messenger RNA. It is a transcript of the gene ccl20a.3, whose product is annotated as chemokine (C-C motif) ligand 20a, duplicate 3. Gene Ontology annotation, cellular component: extracellular region. The transcript is spliced from 4 exons. Gene Ontology annotation, molecular function: chemokine activity; CCR chemokine receptor binding. Lineage: Eukaryota; Metazoa; Chordata; Actinopteri; Perciformes; Cyclopteridae. The record is from RefSeq and is a predicted model, not a curated record. Gene Ontology annotation, biological process: cellular response to type II interferon; neutrophil chemotaxis; inflammatory response. Bases 56 to 361 code for a protein of 101 amino acids.